AUGUUUGGACUGGUGGGCGUGGUCCGUCUUCUUAGCUGCAUCUUCCGCCUAUUCUUUCUCGAACCGCGGACGCUCGAACAGUUGGCAACCACGGCUUCAGGAGGCGUCCAACACAUCCGCCUGCUUUCCCCCUGUCCGCCGCCAUCCGUCUAUUUCAGCGCAGAGUUCGGCUUCCGUUCAGUUUGGGCAGAAGCCCCUCGCCUCUCCAGUUCCUUGCCCCACGCUCAGUCUGUCGUAUCCACCAUCACGGCCACCCCUGCCCCCUCAACCUCAGAACAAAUAUCGCCUGUCCGCAUUGUUGGUACCGUACUGUCUGGUGGUAAGCCUGGCCAAUACGUCCUCCUCUCCAACUCAUCACCUUCCGGGACAUACUGUUCCACUGAUCGGCGGGGCCAAAUUUCCGUAGCAGUGACAGAGAUCCCCCCAACUUUGCCGUUUGUGAGUCGGGAGUCCGACGAUCCAAUAACCUGCUCCAGCAACAGUCAUCUAAAACGAUCUGAGCAAACUGUCCCAUGA
This is a messenger RNA of Spirometra erinaceieuropaei, 516 nucleotides long. The record is from the annotation of a GenBank genome assembly. Lineage: Eukaryota; Metazoa; Platyhelminthes; Cestoda; Diphyllobothriidea; Diphyllobothriidae.